Molecule: messenger RNA, 1238 nt
Organism: Oppiella nova
Lineage: Eukaryota; Metazoa; Arthropoda; Arachnida; Sarcoptiformes; Oppiidae
Source: the annotation of a GenBank genome assembly
UGAUUAUUAGCUCAAAACCAUUUGCAUUUGCAUUACUCCAGUCCGAGGGUAACGUUAGAUGUGAUCAAUGCUUUAAAUUACUUAAAGCCAAAAUCUCGUGUUAUAAAUGUCUGAAAGUCAUGUAUUGCAGUCGUAAAUGUCAGACUGAGUCCGCGGCAAAUGACAUGCAUUCGCACGAAUGUCCAAUACUUGCCACCCGUCCCCUAUCGUGUAUGACCAGGCUCAUUGCCAGAAUUAUAAAAAGACUCGAGACUACCGGCGCCACUAACGAGUAUGAAGUAAUUGGUACUCAUAAGCGGGACUGGGAUUGUCUAAUGGAUCACUAUGAGAAUAUCACGAAAGACUUCUCAGUUAUGCGUGAAUUUGAGCUCAUUUAUAAUGACCUGGCACUUAUUUUUGGCGAUAAUAUGCCUGAUAUUAACACAACAUUAAGUAUUUACGGGAAACUCUUAAUUAAUUCAUUCGCAGUUCAGGACCCGUUUAUGAGACAAAUAGGACGGGCUAUAUAUCUCGGUCCGUCAAUUUUUGACCACUCAUGCAAACCAACGGCUAAUUUCCUAUUCAUCGGAACAACACUUUACAUAAAAGCCAUCAAAUCUGUGAACAUCUCCGACAUCCGAGACCUCAGGAUCUCAUAUAUCGAUGAGUUUGAGACCACAGUUGACAGACAGAGACAACUGAGCGGUUCCUACUAUUUUCACUGCGAUUGCGAGCGAUGUCUCACUAACGAAAGCAUUGUCUCAAUGAGUGAAGACAAGGGUUUGCGUCCCAUUUGCGAGACAAUUGAGAAGCUAUCAAAUGAGUGCAACUAUUUUACUGACAGCACCGGGAGCUCAACGCAACGGCGCUUAUAUGCGAGUGCCGUUCAAAACGAUAAUAAUAUGAUCCAUGAGUUGGCCGCUCAGUUGAGACGGGAUGUCAUGCCUUUGAAUACAGUCCUUGAGGUUAGAGUCGCAGAGUUUGUGGCCAUACAUGACAAGGAUCUGGAUCUAUGGCUCAAAGUUAUGGCUAUAUUGAGGUCAUAUUACGGGGACUGUCACCAGAGACUGGCAUUAAAGCUGUAUUUAUUGGCUAAAAAUGCCGAUAACUACCCGACCCUUAAACGCCAACUUCUGACUGAAGCAAAAACUAUAGCCAAAUAUAUUACCCCAGACUUAGGCCAGCAAACAGCCGGUGCGAUGAGGAGUCGAGCCAUACAUCGAUCACCCCUCGAUAUAUGCAUUUUGAUAUCACACUAA